This is a messenger RNA of Mauremys mutica (yellowpond turtle), 2842 nucleotides long. RefSeq names its product sulfotransferase 6B1-like. NCBI's taxonomy places the organism in Eukaryota, Metazoa, Chordata, Testudines, Geoemydidae. Gene Ontology annotation, biological process: sulfation. The record is from RefSeq and is a predicted model, not a curated record. Gene Ontology annotation, cellular component: cytoplasm. Bases 125 to 2008 code for a protein of 627 amino acids. The transcript has 15 exons. Gene Ontology annotation, molecular function: sulfotransferase activity.
GGAGGUGCAGGCUAGUCAGUUACCCCCAGAAGCUUGCAGGCUGUGCAGGAGGAGUCAGUCAGGAAACCUCUUCAAAGCAGUCUGUGUCUAUCUGCUCAGACUUCCACAGCCAGAGAGAGGCAAAAUGACUACUGCCAGGAAGAAAUUCAUUGAGAGGUUGGAUCAGGCCAUGGCUACUGCUGAAAAGAUGGUCCCAGAGGACCUGCUGUGCUCCUAUAAGGGGGUUUUGUACCCUGUUAUCGAUUGCAGUGCAGAAACUUUCAAAGCUCUUGAGUCCUUUGAAGCCAGGAGUGAUGAUGUGUUAUUAGUGGGAUACCCUAAAACAGGUACUAAUUGGAUUAUCCACAUCUUGAGAGACUUGGUUACAACAAGUGCAAAGAAAAAUGAAGAAGAAAUGAAGAGAAUGAAACAGGAUGAAGAAAUAGUUGAAUAUACAUAUCUUGAAUUUGGAGAUCCAGGGAAGUUUCAGCGGAUAAAGAAAUUAUCUUCCAGAAGAGUUUUCGCAACACAUGUUUUUCCUCAUAUGCUACCCACAUCUAUUUUCAAGAAUAAUGUCAAGAUAUUGAUGGUGAUUCGAAAUCCAAAGGAUAUAGCUGUAUCUUAUUUCCACUUUAGCAACAGCAUGCCUUCACUGCCCUCCUUCCAAACCUGGGAUGAGUUCUUCAAUGCUUUUCUACAUGGAAAAGUGUCCUGGGGCUCCUAUUUUGACCAUAUCAUUGAAUGGAACAAGCAUUUUGAUGAUGAAAAUAUUAUGUUUAUAACUUAUGAAGAACUGAAAGAGAACCCAAAUUUGGGAGUGAAAAAAAUAGCUGAGUUCUUUGGGUUCUCCGUGACUGAUGAAGAGAGUCAAGCUGUUGCAGACAGGAGCAGCUUCCAGACUAUGAAAGAGAACUCCCACAAAACCCAUGGUGCAUUUGGAAAUGUUCUCUUCCGCAAAGGCAGUGUUAGUGACUGGAAGAACCUUUUUACUGAAGCUCAGAACCAAGAAAUGGACAAAAAGUUUGAAGAGUCCUUAGCAGGAACUAAACUGGGAGCAAAGAUGAACUUUACAUCAAGAGAGAGGAGAAUGGCAAACCAUAGGAAGAAAUUCAUUGAUCUGGUGGAUAAAGCAAUUGCUGUUGGUGACACAAUGGACCGUGAUGAUCUGCUUUUUUCUUACAAGGGGAUUCUCUACCCCACAACUGUGUGCAGUCCUGAAAUAUUCAAGGCUCUUGAGUCCUUUGAAGCCAGGCAGGAGGAUGUGAUCCUAGCAGGGUAUCCUAAAUCUGGUACCAAUUGGGUUGGCCAGAUCUUAACUGACUUGGUAACAACAUCUGCAGAGAAUAAUGAAGAUGAAACAAAUAGCCUGAAUGAUGAGGAACUGGAAGAAUUUCCCUACCUUGAAGUUGGAGAUGCUGAGAAAUAUCAGCGGAUGGAGAAAUUACCUUCUAGAAGAGUUAUAUUCACUCAUCUCCUGCCACACAAUCUACCUGAGUCCAUCUUCAAGAAUAAAGCCAAGGUACUGGUGCUUGUUCGAAAUCCCAAAGACGUAGCUACAUCUUUUUACCAUUUUACCAAUGGCAUGUCUCCACUUCCCUCUUAUGAGACCUGGGAUGAGUUCUUCACAGCUUUCAUGACUGGAAAAAUGCCUUGGGGCUCCUAUUUUGACUAUAUUUGUGAAUGGAGCAAGCAUGUUGACGAUGAAAAUGUUAUGACCAUAACCUAUGAAGAACUGAAAGAGAACAGGGCUUUGGCAGUGAAAAAGAUAGCUGAAUUCUUCGUGUUGCCCUUGACUGAGGAACAGCUUCAAGCGGUUGCAGAUAGGAGCAGCUUCCAGGCUAUGAAAGAGAAUGCCUACAAAACUCAUGGUGCAUUUGGCAACGUUCUUUUCCGCAAAGGUAGUGUUAGCGACUGGAAGAACCUUUUUAAUGAAGAUCAGAACCAAGAAAUGGACAAAAUGUUUGAAGAACGCCUAGCAAGAACUAAGCUGGGAGGAAAGAUGAAGUAUGAGGUGUACUGCAAAGCCUGAGGACUAAGAAAACAUUGUUAAAGCAACUGUUCCCCACAAUUCUAUCAGAUCAGUUGCAUUACAUGCACUAAAAAAAUAGAUCAAGUGAUUCAAACUUCUCUGAAUGUUUGUAAAUGAUCACAACACUCCAGCUCUCUUUACAGUGACAGCAGAUUCUCAGCAUGCUUAGACUGCAUACCUUUAUUCAAUGCUAUUGUAAUCAGUCAUACCCAGACCAAUACUACACCACUGCUCCAGUACAUAUCACCUGGAAGAACCUCUCUCCCUCACUACCCUCUUUCCCCCUUACAGUUGUCUCAUCUCACCCAAUUCCAUCAGUAAAAUAUUUAAUAGCAUUUGGUAUGUGGAGAUAUUUUCAAAAAAUGUUUUAACUGAGGCAUGUUCCUCACAAAGGGAUUUCUACCAAACACAGGGCCUGAUUCAACCCCAGCUCAAGUCAAUACAAAUCUUUCCAUAAGAAGACCCAUAAUAAGCAUAAUUGCUGAAAUGGAAGGAGAGAGAGAGAAUUUAUUAAAAUAAAGGGAGCAUAAUAUUUUCUUAAGGCUUUUCAUCUUUCUGAAAAUAGAGUCUUGUCUGGCUCUGAACGGAUUUGGGAAAUUUGUCUGCAGAUUUAUGGCCCAAUUCCCUGCUGGUGUAAAUGGGGCAAACUCUAUUGGAGUCAGAUGCAUUGUGCCCAUUUAUUCCCACAGAGAAUUUCGCUGUUAGUAUCCGAAAAUUGUUGUAUGGGUGUCAAUCAGCAGCAGCUCCGUUGAAAUCAGUGAAGUUACACCUGUACAAAAUUGGUGUCAGGGAGAGCAGAGUCAGGCUCUGUACAAAUUUUCUUUGUGUGUCAUU